Messenger RNA from Stylonychia lemnae, 879 nucleotides. The record is from the annotation of a GenBank genome assembly. NCBI's taxonomy places the organism in Eukaryota, Ciliophora, Spirotrichea, Sporadotrichida, Oxytrichidae.
AUGUCAUUCUCAUAAAAUAAUUCCCCGUCUAUUAAACUACCCUUAAGAUAAAGCUUAAAGCUACAGGAGGCUUUAAGGCCCUCUAAAUACUUAAGAUUUGCCAUGCACAAUUCUCUGCUCUCUCAUAAUGACACUGAGGAGAAUCUUUAACUUUCUAAAAAAUUUGAUGAACUAAAUCUUAACAAAUACGGUUCAAAACUUUUCAAAGAUAAAAAUGUUAAAUUGCUAGGGGGGAGCUCUAAACUAGUUUAAACUAUAUUAGGUAACCUAAGAGAAAGCCAGAAGCUCAGAGAAAAUAAGACUCCAAAAAAUCUUUUGAAAUCUAAAUCAAAGAAAUUUAAUAAUCAAAACUAGGAUACUUCUCUUGAGCACAUUUUAGAGUUCAGAUUAGAGGGAAGCGGUAUGGUUACUAGACAACCCAAAGAAUCUUUGUAUGAUUUUGAUAGAGGUAGCAGUAUAUUUACUACUAAAUACAAUAAUCUAAGAGAAAGUAUGCGGACUGGGUAAACUCAUUACAAUAAUUUGAAUUCAAGAUUUAUAAAUGACUUUAUCCCGCAUAAAAAUGUUAAAUGUGGAGGUACUCCAUCAAGUAACAGUAGAUCUGGCAAAUAAUUGACAAAGAGCGGUAAGUAACUAUAUGAUAAGAAUAACUACGACUUCGGGCAGAUAUGUGGUUUUGAAGAAAUCAAAGACAGGUCAGACCCAUUUGCACCUUGGUAUGAACUGGAACAUAAACUCCAAGAGCAGUUUAAUAUGCAAGAAUAUCCGAACAAUUAGCUUUAUAGUCCCAGUCCAUAGCUACUUAACUAAUACAAUAGAAGCUAAUUGUUGAAUAGUAGGUAACAAAUUCACUAAGCUAAUAAAGAUAAUACUGAUUGA